CUUCAGUCUAUAGCUGCUGCUAGACUCGGAUCUUACACGCACCUCACAGUGCCUUAGGUCGAAUUCAUAUCUCCUGUACCUGGAUUGCUACAUCGCAGUCAUGUACCAUCCAACUUCGGAGCAGAAUUGGGAAUUCCAGAUCAAUCCCGAAAGCCCUUAUAGCAACACACAACAACCCGGUCAGCCUUACUACGGGGCAUCAGGAAUGAACUCUUCGUCACCCGUGAUAGAGCCUUCACCGCGUCAUAUACAUGGGCUCCCAAAGUACGAAGCCAACAUUGGGAUUGGAACCGGUCAGUUAUCACAAGAUGACUUGAACAAUUUUGACUUCAAGAUUGCGAAAGCUCUCCAGGUUCAGGGUGGAAUCGACCAUCUCUCACCCGAUGACCGCUCUUCCUUCGGCAAUAUCAUGCAGAAUACAGAGUUCAAGAUGUCUGAUCAGCAACAGACAAUGAACCAUGCUUCUCAUUAUACUCUGCAGUUACAGAGACAGCAGACGGAGUUACAUAUGCAGCAACUGCAACAGAGACAGCAGCAACAAAGACAAUGGAGGCAGCAGCAGCAGCAGAAUGCUUUUAAUCAUCAGCGCUUUCAGCAGAUCAUACAAAACAACUCUGCCGCUACCCCACUGAGCGGGACGCCGAUGGACUUUCAGACUCAAGAUCGGCACAAUGCCGCGUCCUACCAGAAUGAAACGCCUUCAUCAUCUUUUAUUCCAAACGACGAGCUGACGAACUUCGGAGUUAGGGAAAGAUAUAAUUCUACUGCCCUGAUGAACUCACCAGAGCCGCUUCUUCACAUCGCCAUUCCUCCCUCAGAGAAUGGUUUCUGUAACUUCCAAGGUCCCGUCCAGGCAAAGGCAUACAUUGACGAGAGAAAGCAUUGGAAGAAUCAGGACACUAAUGCUCCGCUGACCGACCAAGAGCUACGUCCGUAUGCGGAAGCCAUAUUCGAGGCCAUGAUCAGCAUAGGAAAGGAUAAGUACAGACCAAAAGUACCCGACCCGAAACACUGGGGAGCUGGACAAUGGACUCUACGCCAGAUAGAGGCUCGUGCCUGGCAUGUAGCGGACCUUACCGCUAAACUUCACCGCCUCGGCGACAACAUGUGGGUUGCUCAAGGCUGUAAGAGUCGUAUCUCUAUGCGCGAUACACAACUCAGCUUCGUCGAACGCAUCGAUCUUAUUUGUAAAAUCCUUCGUAAGAUGCACAACACGUGUACCGAGGUCAUGAACGGCCAGAAACUUGACAUCCUCAUUCCUGGCCCAAACAAGCUGAUGAAGCGUAUUAUUUCUAAUGCCUCCGGAAAUGAGAAGAAGAAGGGUUUGCUCGAGACAGGCAAGAAAGCAAAAGCGCGGGGCUGGGCCAUUGAUUUUGGCGAGGAAGAAGAUGAAGAUGCCGAGGGAGAAGGAGAAGAAGACGGAGAUGAAGAGUACGUUGAAGAGACUGUCGAAGUUGAAGAUAGUCCCAGUCUUCGUAGCUCGAGAGCUACGGCUGAGAGAGGCCGUCGUUUACGUCUAGGGCUCCGCGUCGAUGGUGAUCUAGCACAUAAAAGUCGAUCAACAACAUGA
This is a messenger RNA of Pseudovirgaria hyperparasitica, 1570 nucleotides long. RefSeq lists its product as uncharacterized. NCBI's taxonomy places the organism in Eukaryota, Fungi, Ascomycota, Dothideomycetes, Acrospermales, Acrospermaceae. The record is from RefSeq and is a predicted model, not a curated record. The coding region runs from base 101 to 1570 and encodes 489 amino acids. The transcript is spliced from 3 exons.